GCAGAGAGAGACAUAGAGUGAGAUCACAAGCAGCAAGCACUUCGCAGGAGCUGAGCUUUCUGGGGGAAUUUGUUUUUUUUGUUUUGUUUUGUAUAGUUUGUAUUCAUUUUAUAUACUUUUUUAGUCUUCUUAACUUUCAGAAUUUUAAUAGCGUGACGUUUUUGUUUGGAAUUUUUUGCUAGGUUUUGCUAACCGAACUAAAGCGGAUAAGACGAGGAAAAAUAUCUCGAAAUCAAAACCAGGUCGGCGUUUUGGUGGUUCGAGCCAGCCUGUUUAACACAGAAAACAUCUAUAUAUAUAUAUAUUUUUACAUUCUGCGAUAAAUCCAGUGAGAUAUUGUAACACUUUUGGAAUUUUUGGGGAUUUUUUUUUUUGCUACCGUAAACCCUUUUUAACGCUAGAGUCCUUAUAAACAAUAUGACUGCGGUGCUGAACAUCCAGAGGUUACUGGAAGCUGCUGAGUAUUUAGAGAGAAGAGAAAGAGAGUGCGAACAUGGAUACGCCUCGACGUUUCCGUCUAUUCAGAGCUCCAGCAACUACCAGAGACAAAGAAAACUGCGGAAUAAAAAGCACAACAGCAGUCACAACAGGUCGACCCACAACGAGUUGGAGAAGAAUCGACGAGCCCACCUGCGUCUUUGUCUGGAACGAUUGAAGGCGCUCAUUCCACUGGGACCCGACUGCAACCGUCACACUACUCUGGGCCUGCUCAACAAAGCCAAAGCACAUAUAAAGAAGCUGGAGGAGGCCGACCGGAAGUCUCGGUACCAGCUGGAGAGUUUGGAGCGGAAGCAGAGACACCUCCGGAGGCAGCUGGACUCCCUUGGCGGGGGGGCGUGUAAGACCGAGAGGGUGCGCACAGACAGCGUGGGCUCCACCCCCUGCUCCGACCGCUCCGACCGCUCUGACUCGGACCAAGAGGAGAUCGAGGUGGACGUCGAGAGUACCGAGUUCUCCCAUGGAGAGCUGGAUAGCGUGAGCACGGCCAGCACCAGCGACCUGGACGACCACAGCAGCCUGCAGAGCCUGGCCAGCGACGAGGGCUACUCUUCCUGCAGCGUCAAGCUAGCGUUCAGCUCGUAGACGCCGCGUGUAGCACGGACUCGCGCACGAGCACGCGCACACGUCCGGUCCCAGCAACGACGACUACCGACCCUCCAUACCAAUCCACUCCACUCUACCACUACCGAAGCCCUGCCAGAAUCCGACAGGUGACCAGAGCACAGGCCACCGCCUCACUCAGAGCAGCGUUCUGAUUGGCUGAUUGAAUGUACACCGCCUUUCUCCCUCUCUCUGUCUCUCCUAACACGGAAACGCAUUUUGCCUUUAGUUUCAGUUCGAUCUGAUCCGUCUUUCAUCUUCCCGUUUUUGUAUUAUUCAGAUUAAAAUUUUUUUGGUGAUCUGGUUACCUGUUGGAACGUUCUGAAGCGCUGCGAAUCGGUGCAAGCGCGUCACGAUCUGGACAUCCUCCGCGGCACCGCAUAUCGAGAUCAGCUGCGAUCGAAAAAGGCUGGGGGCGUGAACUUUGUGCUACGAAUGGUGCUACCUGAACAGAACCGGACGGACGCGUCUCGUCACGGACGCGGGUCGAAAACAUUCUUUUAUUUUUAUCUCUCUCUCUCUCUCUCUCUGGAAAGUCUUUCCCAUGGUGCAUUUUACGGUGCGUUUUUACAACGUCGGAAGCAGCCAAGCCGUGCUUCCGUCUAGCAGCUGCAACGUAGACGUCUGUCCUAGCGGUAACGAGCAAUAACUCCUCUAGCUCCUCUUCUUCUUCUUCUUCUCCCCCCACCCCCUCCUCCCACCUUCCCUCGGACACCGUCCAAAAGAGCAAAAUCCAACUUGCUUCUUGUUGUUGAUUUUUUUUUUCUUUUCUUUUUCUUCUUCUUCUUUUGUAUAUAAUACAUAACAUAGUUUAAUAAAUUAAGAAAAGGAGUUUAAAAAAAAAACAAACAAAAAAACAAACUAGAUACCUAUGGGUAGCCUCUGUUGCUGUUCGUCUUGUGUUUUAUUUUUUUGUGCAUUUUUAAAUUAUAUUUUUGGAAAGAUACUCCUAUCCUUCUUCUCGGAUUGCUCUGACAGAGUGGCAUGGACAGUAUUACGCUCUUGCUUGCCGAAUUGUUUUUUUUUUUUUCUUUUUCGUUUCCAUUCUGGAAGGAAGAAAGUAAGUCUCCCUGACGGCGUCAGCAGCGGGACCCCUGCGCGUCGGACCUGCCCUUUUUAUUUAUUAGAUAGCUCAUCAUUUAUUCUAUUCCUGUGUGUGUGUUCCUGUUGAAGCUGAGAGGCAUUCCACUAGCGGCGUCGUGGAUCUGGGGGUCAGAGGUCCCCAUGCUGAGCCUGAUUUCCCACUCGUCCAAUCAUCAGCUGACUUUAUUUAUCAAUGGAAGGAACGUAUUUAUUCCUCUUCCCUGUUCCAGCAUCGGAAGAUUUUAUCAUUUUUUAUUUUAUUAUUAUUUUUUUUGUUUUGUUUUUUGUUUU
Molecule: messenger RNA, 2475 nt
Organism: Ictalurus punctatus (channel catfish)
Lineage: Eukaryota; Metazoa; Chordata; Actinopteri; Siluriformes; Ictaluridae
Gene: mxi1
Product: max interactor 1, dimerization protein
Exons: 6
Coding region: 418-1083 (221 amino acids)
Biological process (GO): regulation of transcription by RNA polymerase II
Molecular function (GO): DNA-binding transcription factor activity, RNA polymerase II-specific; RNA polymerase II cis-regulatory region sequence-specific DNA binding; protein dimerization activity
Source: RefSeq, a predicted model, not a curated record